Daldinia decipiens is the source of this 351-nucleotide messenger RNA. RefSeq lists its product as uncharacterized. The transcript has a single exon. Bases 100 to 258 code for a protein of 52 amino acids. The record is from RefSeq and is a predicted model, not a curated record. NCBI's taxonomy places the organism in Eukaryota, Fungi, Ascomycota, Sordariomycetes, Xylariales, Hypoxylaceae.
CUAUUCUAAGAUCUCGUCAGUAAUACCGUAGCCAGAACUGGUGACAUAUUUUCGAGUCCAGCGGUUCUUUCUUACUAUAUCGUUGGUGUUUCUAGUGCCAUGGUGCAUUGGGCCGUUGUUAUUCUCGCGCUUACGUCCCCAAAGUUCAGUUUGCUUACACCCUACAUCCCAAAUCCCGGUCUUGUACAACGUGGAAGCCCAACUCAGAUCGCCGAAUCAGCUCACCACUUCAUCCAGUAUAGAUACCUACCUAGGUAGGUAUUCCUCAAUAUUUCCGUUGUCAUCCUUGGAAAUAUUCCUUCAUUUUGGACAAGGUAUUCGCCGGAAGAACUCGUGGUAAUAACCCCCUUU